Molecule: messenger RNA, 1671 nt
Organism: Terrapene triunguis (Three-toed box turtle)
Lineage: Eukaryota; Metazoa; Chordata; Testudines; Emydidae
Product: choline/ethanolamine kinase-like
Exons: 7
Biological process (GO): CDP-choline pathway; phosphatidylethanolamine biosynthetic process
Cellular component (GO): cytoplasm
Molecular function (GO): ethanolamine kinase activity; choline kinase activity
Source: RefSeq, a predicted model, not a curated record
GGGACGAGGGCUGGGGGGGCCUUGCCCUGCGGAGGUGACAGGACCCUGCGCUCCAGGUACCUGAAGCAGAUUGCCGAGCUCACCUUCCCCCAGGAAGCCCAGCGGAAGAAGUUCAACCAGCUCAAAGCCUAUAACCUGCAGAAGGAAAUGGGGAGCCUCAGGGAGCUGCUGGAGUCCACGCCGUCCCCUGUGGUCUUCUGCCACAAUGACGUGCAGGAAGGGAACAUCCUGCUGCUGGCUGGGCGGGAGUCGCACCCCACUGACAAGCUGAUGCUGAUUGACUUUGAAUACAGCAGCUACAACUACAGGGGCUUUGACAUCGGCAAUCACUUCUGCGAGUGGGUGUACGACUACACCCAUGACACGUGGCCCUUCUACAAGGCCUCCUUGGAGAACUACCCCACGCGCCAGCAGCAGCUGCACUUCAUCCAGCACUACCUGUGGGAGGACUCGGGGCGGUGCGGGGACACCACGCACGAGGAGCAGGCCCGCAUUGAGGAGGAGAUGCUCACUGAGAUCAGCCGGUUUGCUCUGGCCUCUCACUUCUUUUGGGGUCUCUGGUCCAUCCUGCAGGCGAAGAUCUCCACCAUUGAGUUCGGCUACCUGGAUUACGCGCAGUGCCGUUUCGAGGCCUACUUCCAGCAGAAGGCGCAGUGCCCGUGACCAGCCCGGCUUUGCCUGCCCCGCGCUCGCCUGCCUCCUGCAUCAGCCCCCCGGGCUCGCUGGGCUGCAGACGGAGCAGCGGAGUGGCCCCUCCCCGCCAAAGGGACAGCAGCUGGCAAGGACCCCAAGGGACCAACGCCCCCAGACCAGCCUCCCUUGCCUCCUGGGGUGGGGGGCUGCCCUGGCUGGCCAGUGAGUGGGGGUGGGGUCUGGGGGUCUGGGCGGGAAACGGUUAAUGUUCCGGUGUGGGGAGUGAAUGCAGGGGCUGCCCUCCCCCAAUGGGUGUGAGGAUCUCCACCCCCUCCAGGGGGGCUGUGUGGGGCUGGCUCUCCCCACUGCCCAGUGUCGGAUGUCUCUGUGUGUCCCGCUGAGCAGGGCGGCUGCAGCCUCGGCCCCUCCCUGGGGCAGGAGGGGCCCGGCUCCCCUGGUUCCCUGCGAGUGCACUGGGGGCUGCGCACUGGGGGCUGCGCGCUGGGAGCUGAAUGUGCCACACGUGCGUCUGCCUCUGUCCGUGUCUCUGCCUCCCCUGGCCUGCGGCGCUGCCCAGCUCUGCCACCCCAGUGCCCUUCCUGCUGCCGACGUGACCUGGGAUCCCCUGGGGCUCAGCGAGCGUGGGCUGCAGGGGGAUACCUGCAUGCUCUGCCCCUGCCCCCUGCCGGGCCCCCUCCUGCUGGCCCCUUUUCUGGAGAAGCAGGGGACGUUUGUAGGGCUGCUGUCCCUGCAGGCAGUGCUGGCCUGGCUCCAGCGCCUCUCACGCUGCUGGGAAUGGGGGUGGGCUCUAGCGGGGUGUCCCCUGCUCCGGCUGGGGGAGUGGGUGGGGGCCGCCUCCCACAGCCCUGCCCCAAAGCUCCUCCCUGCCUGGGCCCCGUGGCCGGGGCUCUGUACUUGCUUUCCCUGCCAGUCCCCAGAGCCUGCUGCUGCCGCCCCCUCGGAGCCGGGCCCCUGGCAGGGCCCUCCACUGCCUAGCAAUGGACUGUGAACUCAGACCAAUAAAUGCCUGGCACUGUC